GUGGAGUGGUGGUGGAGUGUCUCAAGCCUCGAGCGUUAAAGUUUGGGAGGGUCGAUGGUCGAUCACGGGCGGCAUGCUUACAUGUUUUAGCAUAAUGGAAAUUUUUCUUAGGAUAGGUUUCAUCGGGACUUCGAAGACACUUUCAUCAUGUUAAAAUGCCGGCGUCCAGGAUUGGACUGGUGAACCAUGUCAAAGAAGCCAGACAAGCAUGAGGUGGGCCGUGCCAAAGGGAGUCGGCUGGCACGCCGAGCACGUUCUUUCAAGGAAGACAUCCUGGGAAAGAUCCACCAGAUGCGGACGCCCAGUCGAGCUGCCUCUCCACAACAGCCACACAAGGCCAGGCCUAGGGCCCGGGACAGUGAGCUGGAUGCACCUACUACCGGCCUAGCAAGUCCAGCUGGCAGUCCAAGCAAGCAGGGGGAUUCACAAGUGAACAAUGACAUGAAGCAAAUAUCCAAUGCCUUGCGGUAUUUUCAAGACUCUGUUGAGAAAAACACUUUGGGCCACCUACCUGGCUCCGCAAGCAUUGUGCUGGAAUAUGUGUUGCAUCUUAUCUCACUUCUCAAGAAAGACCUCAUAAAUGACCAGAGUUCGGUGCUCAUCUCUACAACCAAUCAAGUCUACCAGAGCCUAUCAAGGUUCAUUGAAUGGGCAGACGAUGUAAUGCUGAACAGAGAGCGGGCAACCAUGGAAGGUGUUAACCAAGUUGUCCAAUCUCUUCAAGAUUCUCUUAAGGCCUUAAUUGAAGUCAGCCAAAAGCAGUCCCAAAAUAAAGACAAAAGCAAGCACAUGGGUACCACCACUCCCAAUGGCAUCUACAGUUCCAAAGGAGACAGCAACAGCCAUCGAAACUCUCUGCCGGAGCUGCCCCUGACCCCUCGCGAGCGGCAGAUCUUGGAGUCGACGCGAAUUCCUGACAACGGAGCGGCCACGGUGGUUUCUACAGCGGUGCCCCCCAAGGGCCCCCUCUGCCACUCGGCCUCUUCUGACAGCAUUCUGAGCUCUGCCCUGCGGCCAGACUUUCCACCUCCCAAGCCACCUCUCCCACACUUAAUGCCACCCAGAAGCCAGCUUGGUGGUUCCAGCUUGGAUACAGUGGCCCCUCCCCUGCCACCGAAAAAGAAGUCUGGGACACUCAGCUCCAAUUCUAACCUGCUGGAGCCUCUGUCAGCAGCCCUUCGUUCACCACUUUUUGGGGACUGGCAAGGUAGCAGCACCAUUAGUGGUGCCAGCAGCUUCGAGUCCUGUUUACACCAUUCAGCUGACGAUCUUCUGGGCAUGUCUUCACCAGUUGCCUGGACAGCCACCACCCACAAGACAAGCUAUCAGAGCUUCAGCUACAAUGCAUGUACUACUACUGUCAGCAGCCGAAGCGACAGUGUUGACCAGCUGCUUAGUCACUCAUCAUCAUCAACACAUAUAUCAGCCAUGAAGCAGGUGGACAAGACACUGGCUUCGGUCAGCCACCAAUCAUUUGAGCUGAAGGGGUCUGCUCUUGGGACUAGUGUAGAUGAUAUCAAACCUGCACUUCCCAUCAAGCAGCGUUCUGCCAGAACAAGGACACCAUCUCAAUAUGACAAUGUCUCAGAUGCUGAGGAUGCAAUAGAUGGAGAGAGAUGGAAAAGUGAACACUGGCACAGCACACAUACCACAGAUAUGAUGGGCUGCAAGGUGAUUGGACAUGAGCCAUCAUGCCCACAACAUGGCCAGCUGACAAAUGCCUCUUCAACUAAUGUUUCCACUGCAGCUGAGGAUGGCCGACCACCACCCCUGCCUCCAAAGAAAAAAAUGAUCCAGGAGUAUAUACAGACAUUUGGCAGCUACUCACAGCCUGCAGAGCAGCACGAUUUCUUCAACAGUGGUCGCCUGUACACGUACCAAGCAGCACUCUACAAGCAAGUGCAGAUGUCUUUUGCUAGCCUGGGAAGUGACGAGUUCCUUGGCAGCUCUUUGCAAGAUGCAACUUUGGCAGCGCCGUUUGAACUGAGUUCUCCACCUGCUCUGCCGCCCAAGAAGAACAGGAGUAGCUCCCUAGGUAUCCAAGAUGGUCUCAUGCUACCUACACGCCAGUCCUAUGCGUCUUUUGGUUCAGGGACCUGCUUAGACACCCCUCAGCCCUUGAAAGCUAUUGAAGAUGCCCUGCCUGAUGAGAAUGGAGAGAGCUUGAUUGACUUGCAAGAUGUCAGUGAUCACUUGAUCUUUGGUGACAAUCCAAAUGAUGUACGAGGGCUCAAGGGAGGACCAGCUGAUGCUCUCAUAAUUCAUGCAACAGCAGUACCAGAAAACAGUGAAAAAGAGUACUUCUAUCAGGAAGCCUUCUUAACAACCUACAAGACAUUUGUGAGUCCUACUGAUCUAGUGAACAAGCUCAUCUACCGCUACAACAAGUUCAUCCAGUUCUCAGACACACGGCAAAAAUAUGCUCGGUGGGCCUUCUCACUCCUCGUUCGGGUUGUAGAUGACCUUGGGCUGAGUGACGCGGGCCCAGAGAUGGUGCGCUGUCUGACAGCAUUCUCGCACCAACUUGUGGGCCGAGGAGACCUGAGCCUGGCAAGGGCUCUGCGGGCCAAGGUGGUAGAGAAGUGGGAAGCGCACGCACAACUGCACAAUGGGGGCCCCUGGAGCUCUACAGGGGCGGGAGGAGCCCCUUCUGGUAGUGCCGGUAGCCUUGCCAACUUGCGUGUCACCACCCAGCCGGCCACCUUGCUCCAGUUCAAAUCAGAGCUCCUAGCCGAGCAGAUGACCCUGCUUGAUGCUCAUCUCUUCCAGCGUAUUGAUAUCUCCGAGAUUCUCAUUUGGGCGAAAGAGCAAAAUGAAGAUUCAAGUCCAAACCUGACAAAGUUCACCGAACACUUCAACAAAAUGUCCUACUGGGCACGUUCUAGCAUCUUGAAGCAGUGUGACGCGAAAGAUCGCGAGCGGGUGGUGGUGAAGUUUAUUAAAAUCAUGAAGCACUUGCGCAAGAUCAACAAUUUUAAUUCUUACCUGGCCAUACUGUCAGCACUGGAUUCCGCGCCAAUCCGUCGUCUGGAGUGGCAGAAAAACAUCACUGAGGGCCUCAAGGAGUACUGCGCCUUGAUAGAUAGUUCAUCAUCUUUUCGUGCGUAUAGACAAGCUCUGGCAGAGACGACACCACCUUGUAUUCCUUACAUUGGUCUGAUACUGCAAGAUUUGACUUUUGUGCAUGUGGGGAACACUGAUUAUAUCACAGACUCCAUUGUGAACUUCACUAAAUGCUGGCAGCAAUUUCACAUUCUUGAGCCUAUGAGGUGCUUCAAGAAAAAGCCAUUCACAUUUAAACGCAAUGAGCAAAUCAUCGACUUUUUCAACAAUUUUGAAGACUACCUCUCAGAGGAUGCAAUGUGGGAGAUCUCUGAGAAUAUCAAGCCACGUGCAGGCCAAAAGAAGAAAGACUACAGCUGAAGCACUUAUUAUUUACACUUUGCAUUUAUCAUGUGCAUCCCUUCAUGGUGCCUGCUUGCUUAGUUCACUUACUAGACCAGCCGUUUCAGAGCCGUGAGCGCUGUUAUAAAGCUAAGCUUAUGCAGUUUUAUGUUUACUCAUGUUCAUUUCAAUGUUGCUUUUGUUUUAUGCUUUUAUGAUUAUAGUUUUUAAGAUUUUCCUAUAAUCUAUGUAGUGUACAGCUGUGACAGCUGUGGACCAUGUAGAGUGUUUUCUUUAUUAAGUCAUUAUAAGGCAAGGCAAUCACUGGUGCUUUUGCAACAACCACGAACAGUAGGGCAAUGUAAACCUUCAGAGUGCAAUUAUUUUAUUAGACUUUUUUGUUGUUGUAUAGGUGUGUUAAUAUUGCCUAUAAUUUAUUCUUGUCAUUUAAAUUUAUUUUGGGACUCGCUUGCCCUUCCCGAUGUGAAAAGUAUGCACAAGCCUCAAAGUGUUUUUGACUUCUGACUUAUAUAGUGCUCUUGACUUAUAUAGUGCUCUAUCUAUUUAUUGACCUAUAACCAGGCAAGGCCCUUUCUUUUUUCAUGAACUUUACCAAACCUGUGACUACCAUUUAUGCAAUGUUGCCAAAAAUGUUUGAGCCCUUCAUCACUGUCCAAGCUGUUUCAUGUGUGGGACGGUGCCCAGCAGACUGAAGCACAACUUAUUGUCAUCGAAUUUAAUGUAUAAAACCUUAGUUUGAAGUGCCCAGAAUAAUCUCAUCCAGGCUGUUGAGUUAACAUAGUCUGUGGAUAAAAUGCAAAACUGUGAAUGUCUUGGCCAAGGUAUGUAGUUCUAGAGAGCACAUGGAGCUUAGCAAGUAGCAGAUGAAGAUGUUGUUGCCCCCUUGUUUCAAAUAGAGGACUUUUUCAUGUCAUUUUAAAAAAUUCUAGCUAGUGCUGUCAGGUGGCUGCUGCCCAUUGACACCAGGCACUGUGUAAUCUUUUUUUUUUUUCUAUGAAUCAAUUGUGCAUAUUCGCACUCCCUUCUAAUUUUGUCAGGGAUUACUAGACAAUGAAGAAGUGAAGCUUUUUAACAUGUUCCAUCAUUGCUCCUCUUUUGCUAUUAGAAAGCCUUGUCAGAGCUCUGCCUCCUGAGGUUACCAUAAGUAUACCAAAGAAAGACAGUGCGCUGCUGUUAUCAUGGCCUCUUCUAAUGGAAGUGAAUGACUUUAAGGUUAACAGUAAGCCUUCAUAAAGUUAUCAUAAGUAUACCAAAGCAAAAAGGAUACAUAGUGCACUGCUGUUGGCAUGGCCCCUUCUAAUGGUUAAGGAUUACUUUAAAGGGACCCUGAAAUGGUUUUUGAAGUUUUGUCAGCGUUUAGGCUAGAACAUCAUUAAAUCAUUCACACCGCAAAUUUAGUGACAUGCUGUGUUUGAAGUUUGCUAUGAACAAUUAUAUUUAUGUCUUUCUUCUCACCCCUGCCUUAACUCAUGAGGCAUGCUGGCAUCCCUGGCAAUCGUAGCACUCUCAUGAGCACACUCAGCAGUUCGAGCUUCGCCCAUUCAUGGCCUCGGAGAUUGCUUGCUGACAGGUUGCAAGUGCAUCUCAAGAGACCAUAGCUCAAUGCGCUCGGCAGCACACAUGCUGUCUGGCAACAGAAACGAAGAUCAAGGAGUGGUUGAUAUCUGCUCUGACAGGUGCCACCACUCUACCAGCCAAUCAGAUAAGCAGCCUAGGUGACGUCGCACUACCAGAAGAUGUCGUACUGUGAAUGGGUGAUUGAAAACGCAUUUGGCUGAGCUGCAGUGAUCUGCAGUGAUUCACAGCUGUAAAGUGUUGUAAAAAACUACACAAUUUAGGCAGAGAGCUUACAUCAGUCUGUAAAUUACCCUUAGGACUUGGUCUACUGGCCUAAUGUGUUUGUAAACAUCAAACUGUUUUAAGGUCCCAUUAAGGUCAACAGUAAACAUUGCAGUCCUGUUACACGAAAAUUCUAAUAACUUGAUAUUUCUUCAUUUUAGAAAAUAAUUUGAACUGCACAGCUGGCCUAUGUAAACAUUUAUUUUAAUAGUAAACUCUCAUGCACCUUGUCCUCUCCCCAUAUCAACCCUAGCGCAAGCAGUGCCAGUUAGAAACAUGAUAGGGCCCUGACGUUAAAGUGCAGCAAGCACUGCACAGGUAAAUCUUAUGAGCUCUGUGCAUAGGAACUUUAUGCUAUGAUCAGAGGGGCCCUCCUUAGUUUUGAACUCUGUUUUAUUCAAACUCAUUCAAUUCCUCUGCAAUUGAGGUUAGGUUAUGUUAAUACGCACACUUUUCAAAAGAUUUGUUUGAUUCAUUUUGGCUAGUUCCUCAAGUUCUGGGGUUUGGCUUUAGGGCUCCUUUAAAGAUUCCCCUACCAUUUGUGAAAAAGUAGAAAUGCCACAUUUUUUCUAUUAUAACUCGUUCAAGUAGUCAACCAGUCUAUUACUUUCUGGUAGAGCAGUGGUUAGCUACAAAAAGAAAAGAAAGAUCUGCAUUAUCAAGAGUAUAGCCCUAAAAAGCUUUUGUUAUUGUGGAUGCAUUUGUCAUGCUACUAAACAUUGUGUCGGAAUGCUAUGAAAACAAAAAAGAUGGCAUUUUUCAUUGUAAGGAAAUUGAAAUGUAAUACACUAUUGUGUUUGAAACCAAAAUUUUUUUCAUCAAUUUUCAGAUCAAGGGAAAGUCUCCAAUAGUGCAAUUGUCAGGCAGUAGCUGCAUUUGUACGUUCCUCUGGCAUUAAUCAACUUCCUUAAUUGGCUUUCUACCCUCUCUUGAGAGGGCACACUUGAGUCUGCUGGGUUACCUUGCUCAUGCAUCAGAACUCCUUGAUGCAGUGCAAAAAUGCAACCAAAACUGAGCAGGAUAUGGUGCUGUCAUCUAGUUGUACUGACACACAUUGUAAUGAAAUUGAGGAGUCAUAGUGUGACCAUGUGUUGCUGUAAUAAUUGUGCACUCAAGUGUAAGUGUGGAAUGCCCUUUGCGUCCUUGUACACCAGUGCACAUAUGUCUUCUAACCAUGUCCAGUUUACUUUCGUGUCCCUAUAUUAAUGCAUUAAGAUUAGCAUGUUACCUCUUUUCUAAUGACACCUCUGACAUCUCGUGUGAGCUGCACUGCAUCUUGUGCAAGAUUGCGUGUAAUAAAACAAUGAAGCCAAUGAAAGCUAGAAAACAAAGUGGGGGUGGUGGCAGAUAAUGGCAUAUGUGGUGCUUUUAAGUGGUCACUCGAAUAAUUGGACUUUAGAUCUCAUGAGGUGGGCAGUUCACUGAACCUUUCAUGUUUGCCGUAGUGCAGUGUCAGACUGCACUUUUUCAGUCAUUAACAUGCACUAGUAGCUAUGGAAUGUCAGGUAUGCUUGAUUACUUAAUUUUUUAGCUGCACUUUAAGAAGUGCAGCAUUUUUUUUUUCAUUAAUAACUGUCGCAUAUAUAGACAUGUUUUGAUAUCAGGUGUGCUAAAAUAGAGAAUCUGCAGAAUUUCGGUGUUUAGAUUGAUAGAUAAUUCAGUGAAUUUGUUGGUUAUUUGCGUACCAAAAGUGAUUUAACUAUUUAGUGCCGUGGGGAGAUGUGUUUUGAACUUAUGUGAACAAAUAUUACUUAAUUUCAUGUGAGCUAGAACCAGGCUUGUUUUUUUCCCUCUCUCUUCUCAUUAUGAAGAGUGUUCUGCUCUGCAUUAAUGAUUUUUGCCUGCAAACCAUGCUAUGUGUGCUGUGAGGGUGACAAUGCUAGACCAUGUCUGCAGUGCCAUUUUCUUUUCCUCUUUGCUCCAAAGAAACCUACUCUGUAUCUUAUAGUCACUGAUUUUAAUUGGCACCCAUGUGUGAUUUUCUUUUUGAGAUAAAGAAAAAGACCCUGUUUUCAUAACUGCACUUGGUUAUCAAAGAUAAGAUGCUCUGGUGAUAUUUUAGAGCUUUCAAUUAUUCCCCUCCUUUAGGAGCAAUCUAUGGUUGAACCUCGUUAUAUCAAACACAGCUAUAGUGUCCAACUAUUCCAUAUGUUAAAACCAAUAAUUACUUUAAUAUUGUUCUUAUGAAAUUUUAUUAGGUGCAUGAAUCUUGAUUGGGGCAUGUUAAGGUCGCCCUGGAUUCCCUAGUAAAACAUGCCGUCCGAACAUUUAUGAGUGCUUCUGUGCAGCACAUGGCUGUCAUAUGCAGCAGGCCUUGUGAGGUAUGCAUCUGAUGCACUGCAGGCAUUAUGCUUGCAAGAGGAGUGCUUGCCUGGCAGUCUUGGUUCGAAGUAGAUGCUUGCAUCAUAGGGGGAGAAGGGGGAUUCAUGUGCUUGAAGCAAUGGAACACCAUGAAUUAUAAUCUUUUGGAAUUCAUUAUGAGCAAUGCUGUCACACCUCAUGUCAAACCUCAGUAGUGGGCUGAGGUGUCACACUUCAGCCCACUACUCAGGUGUGACACCUCAGUAAUGGGCUCUUAGUUCAAGUGAUGUGGAGAUACCACUAAAAUAGUUUGUAACCUGGCACGUAUAAAAGGCACCAGCUAAGCCACUAAUGCAUGAUAUACGAGAUAAUGUCAGAUCACAAACUCCAUUGUUCAAACGUCACAUUACCUGAUCCUUUGUGUGUUUUGGUGAAGAAAUUAUAGUGUGGAACCCUAUGUACAAAUCAGCUACUCAAUGCUGUAACAGCUAUGACAAUGUAAACCUUGAGCUGAGAAAAAUUGGGAGUACAUAAGCUUAAUUAACGUUCAAGUAGCUACCUUGUAAAACCAGUAGACAAUAGAAGCCGGCAAAGGAAACAAUAGAAGAAAUAAUAAACUUCAAUUAUUUAAGUUGCCAAAAUUAAACUUAGGUUUAUGUUUGGAAUGUUAAUAAAUGAAAGGGAAAUGAAAUUUAAGGGCAACUUGACCCUUGUCAAAGCCAAACCCUUACUUAGGCACGUAGAAGACAGUAUGCACUGUUGGCAGAAUGGGAAUUGUUUUUUUUAUAGUCUUUGUGCGUAGGUACGUAAGACUAACAAGCUCAAGCUGAAGCUUCGCUCCCCACUUUGAGCCUUUGCAUGACGAAACUGGUCAUGCAAACACCACAAAUGUGUGUCGCUUGCGUCACGCAGAAAUUAUUUGGCAUGAGACAGUGGCAAGGUGUCCUUUCUUAUCAUCAUCAGCCUGACCACGCCAACUGUAGGGCAAAGGCCUCUUCUAUGAUCUGCCAAUCAACCCGGUCUUGUGCUUUUCGCCGCCACAUUAUACCUGCGAACUUUUUAAUCUCAUCGGCCAACGUAACGUUCUUUCCCCCCUUCGCGUGUUUGCCUUCUCUGGGAAUUCAGUCAGUUACCCUUUAUGACCAGCCGUUAUCCUGCCGACAUGCUACGGGACCUGCCCAUGUCUUGAUUUCAACUAUGAUAUCCAUAACCAGAGUUUGUUCCCUGACCCACUUUGCUCUUUUUUUGUCUGUUAAGGUUACACCUAUCAUUUUCCUUUCCAUUGCUCACUGCGUCAUCCCUAAUUUGAGCUGAACCCUCUUUGUAGGCCUCCAGAUUUACGCUCUGUAGGUAAGUACCGGCAAGAUGCAGCUGUUAUAUACCUUCCUCUUGAGGGUUAGUGGCACAUCAUGAUUUGAGAACGCUUGCCGAAUGUAAUCCACUCCAUCCUUAUUCUUCUAGGUAUUUCACUCGCAUGGUUUGGCUCCACGGUUAAUGCCUGUCCCUAAGUAGACAUAUUCCUUUACAACUUCCAGCGUCUCUCCACCUAUUUCAACGUGCUGUUUUCUGCCGAGACUGUUGCACAUUACUUCAGUUUUGUGCAUAUUAAUUAAUGGCGGUCCAACAAUUUGAAAAAGAAAGAUGUAUUACUUGGUGCUUCAAAAUAUGCUGGGUAUGAUCAUGGAAAUGUGUAGUGCAGGAUGAGAUGCUAAGUGUAAGGACGUUCAAUCCCCAAUACCACUCUGCUUUAGGUGGCUGUGGAAGCAGUCAUGGCACAGCCUCUGGCCAUAGCUCACUUGCUUGAAACAACUUCAUUUUCAUCAUUUGAGUCUGUUAGCACGGGAAACAGUUCUAGGACAGCAUUAGAUAUUACAAAGACAGUUGCUACAAACCUAGAUAUGACCAAGACAGUUGUUAACUUCCAACACUUUUAUGUCCAAAAACAUCCCAUGAAUAGGCGGAAUGAGCUUGUACUAAUGCAUUUGAAGAACUUGUCAUCACUUAGCACAAGCAUGUACAGAUUGUGAAGUGGUCUUUCAUUGCCUUUUGGUAAUCUGCACUUCCAUCACUCUAUACAGUGUACACCUUGUACAUGAUUGUGCUAUGUGAAACAUGUGAUGCUUUAUUUUCAAAAACAUGUGAUACUUCUGAAAAUAAAAUUAUUGGAGGUUAGCACCUGUAUGUCAUAUUUACUGCUGUCCUUGCGUUAGUUCGCACACUAAAGGCUGCAAAGGAAUAUCAGCAUACUCAAACCUAUGUCAUUUAAUUGUGAUCAGUAGAGCUUAUUUAUUUAUUUAAAGUACUUGGGCAUAACAUUGAGAAACCUAUGUCAUUUAAUUGUUAUUAGUAAAGCUUAUUUACUUAAAGUGCUUUUGCCUUUAAGCGUGUCACAACUACUGAGCAUCGGGUCACAUCGCCUUUAGUCAUCUUCUUGCACAUAGUUUGGCAAGCAAGUGACAAAAGGGUAUGACACAAAUGCUUGUUGUGUCACCAUGUUACAUUACUCUCCUUGUUACACAUUUUGUGCCUUCCAUUUAUUUGCUAAUUGCAAACUCAAUCAAAUGUGUUUUUGUCAUAUAUUAACAUGCCGAAAAAUUUGAGUUAUGACAAGCUGUUGUACUCAUUGUUAUAACGAGGUUCAACAUUAUUUAAACUAGCAUACCGAUAGGCAGGCCUACACUCUCUUAAUAUGGUGCAUUGUGGCUGAGAUUGAGCUGAUCUAAGAUACAGUAAUUUCUAUGAGUGGACAUAGCAAUUGUGAAAUGGUGGUUCAUGCUGGAUGAUUUCUGCGUAUACUUGAGCCCACUUAUAUAUAGACUUCCUCCGCUCUUGAACAUUAUAUAGGUUCAUGUCUGCUGUCACCUAUCACUUGAAAUAUGUUGCUAAUUGGUUAUGGCUGGUGCAUAUGCAUGGAAUUCUUUCUAGUCAUUCAACCCUUUUUAUCGCACACAAAAAGCUGCCUAGGCCGCUGGGUUAAUGUAGCUUCCAAUUGCGGCGGCUUCAGCAAGAACAGUUAGCUUGCCUGUGCACCUGUGCAAUAGCAAUAUCAUAGCCCCUUUAUCUGAAAAACAAAGGACAUAUAUGUCAAACUGCAAAAGUGCACAGCCUUAAUGGCAGUGUGGCUUUUUUUUUUUUUUAAUGAUGCAGGUUGGUUUGGCUUAUUUCUUUUCUAAUAGAAAGCAGCAUUUGAAACAUGUAGACCAUGGGAAGGGAGAGGAGGUGCACAUCAUGACAGAACUUGGGCAGCAAUCACUUAGAAUAUUGUGAUCUGAAAAUCGGAACAGAUUGUUUACUGCAGAUAAGUGUUGUACAAGAGUGCUUUGGCAUAAACCAGGUCAUGUAUGGCAUAAACUGUCUUUUACAAGGCCACAACAUAGGGUGGUCAUAAUGUAUGUGAUCAAUAGCAAUAGCAUACACAGACCAGCGAGUUCAUGAGCACUGAUAACUGUGCAGAUUAAUUUGAGAAUGUUGACCAUAUGGUGUAUAGAAUAUGUUUGUAAGUACUUGUCAAACCUUUCCAUCAAGUGGUUCGAGCUGACGCGAGACGCUUGUGUGCACUAAGUGUUGCUAUCUUUACCUCAAAAGACCACUACCUUGAAAUUCGUUGUGCCACGUGCUCUGCAUCUGUAUCAUAGCAUGCACACCGUAAACUGCGCUGCAUAUUUUAUGUUUAAGCAGUGUUUUCCAAGUUGCUUGCACAGAAUUAUUACAAUUUGUUUGGCCAAGUGCGUAUGUCUGUCUCAUAAGGUUAAUUACUCAGUGGUGCUCACAACAAACUGCAAAGUUUCUCAGUGGUUAUCAUCCCCUAGCAUAAUCAUCAACAGUGACUGUUCAUGCAGCAGUGCUGUGAACUGUAUAUUUGUGGCAAAAUACUUUUGAAUGCUACUGUCAUAGCUACAGUUGUCUAACUAUGCAGCUGACAGUUUAUCGACCUUUUAAAAUAUGAUUGAGCAAGGUUUUGUUAAAGUUAAAGCAAUACACUUAAAAAUAUAGCACCGCUCAUUUAAUCAAUUGCUUUUCACAAAAUGAGCAGUAUGCAUCAUCUUCUGCUGGCAUUACGCUUGAGGCCCGUGUACCUAGAUGUAGGUGCACAUUGAAGGGACUGAAAACCAAUUUUUAUUCUGCCAUUUUUUUUUUUUUUUUUUUGCGGAACGGAAAGCUUACCAGUCUAAUCUCAGAAUGGCAGUCAAAAACUCCUCCAAGCAUUUGUUAUAGGAAUUUUUCUAUCUACUGUGAAUAUGAAGUCGUAUACUCACAUGCUGCAAACAGUGAGUGCAGGAGUGGUUUGUGUUCGAGCGUAGUGGUUUACUGCGCAUGCAUACACUUUAUGUGCAUGCUCUGCGGCUCGGUUUGGUUCACUAGGGGCCGCGACGGCAGCAUUACUUCUUACUGUGCAACUCCUUUUGUGUUGUAAGCUGCGCAGAAUUGAGCGAGGCUGGAUAAUAAUAUACAUACUCUAAUUUUGAGGGGUGGCGGGCAUGACAAAACCGGGCAACGCAACUACGUGCAGGAAAGUGAUAGCCUCCAUCCUUCAUAAUUCAGCUGUUCUCUUCCGCUAGGCUGUGCAACAUGACGGAUUUUAUUACCUUUAAGUACGAUUUAAAAUAUAAAUCCUAUUCACAAUGCAAAAAAAAAAAUGUUGGGAGUCUGUGACUAUAUUUCAUGGUCUUUUCAUUUUUACUUAGGUCUGAUCACAUCUGGCCAGUUUUCAAUUCCUUUAAGGAACCCGGGUAGGUCGAAAUUUCCGGAGCCCUGCACUAAAGUCUCUUAUAAUUGUAUCGUGGUUCAGGGAUCUUAAACCCCAACAGUUAUGAUUAUCUGGAGGCAUUGUUUACAGUCUCUAGUAGCUACCUGCGAGCAGUUGCACUGUUUCGUAAGAGUGUGAAGCUCGUUGAAAAGUGAGUUAGCUCACCAAAUUGAUGCCAUUGGUGAGUGUCAGUAGGGUUGCAUUCUUUUCACUUUUUAAACAUUGCUUACACCUGUGGCAGGCGUCUGAAUUCAGUGGCGUUUCUUUUCAGAGUAGAUAUGUUGAAUUUACACACAUAUUAGUGCAUUAUAAAACUGCAAAAAAGAAUCUGAGAAUGGUUAUUGGAUAGUUUACUCAGUUUUGCUACAAACGAUUGCAUUUUCUGUGUCACUAUAUGUACAUGCCGUGAUCAAAGUGUUAUCUCCACUUGCUUGUAAUCAAGCUACAUUUGAUGAGCUUAUUCAUUUUCGUAUAUUCAAUGCUAUUUAUAAAAAAAGGAUCAUGUACUAGCAGCCUUUAUGCAACCAAUGAUAGUGGCCUUAACACAUAGACAUGACAUUAUUGUCUCUCAAACUAGUGUGCAACAUGCCACUUUGGUAAGCACACACCAUGCUGCUGUGUCAGCCAGAGUUGCACUCUGGAUUUUGCAAGCCAAAAAUACUCUACAUAAAUUUUGGCUCCCCACAAUGCCACAUCUAUGGAGGCCCACGAUGCAACUGAUUGUAGAAAAUGCACCAGUUGUUUGCACAAAAACGUGCAUACCUAUAGUUCUUCAAUUUACAUUAAAGGGGCCCUGCAGCACUUUUCUGAGUAAUGAUGGAAUGAUCUAUCAAAGUUCAUUGCCUCUGUAAUUGAAAGUUUUUUCGAAUUUGUCUAGUAAAAGUGGGAUUACAGGGAUUUGUCUCUCGCUUUAAGCACUUUUUCAUUAUCUUUUUUAGUAUUAAGCAUGCUGAAAGCUAGGGAAGUGUUGACAAACGGGUAAGAAGCCACGUCAACAAGGUUUGUCAUGACCUCGAGCACUUUUCUUUAAAUGUGUGCAAAUAGUGAAAUUUCACCUCAAAUCAGCUUUAAAUCGAAUAGUGCUGAAUAGUGGCCAAAAGUAUAAAAUAUCAAAUUGACUAUCGACUUCGGAAAGUUUUAUUAAUGGUUGAAAGAAACCAAGAAUAUAUACAUAUAUAUGUAUGUGUGUUCAUGUCUUCAAGGAAGUAACGCUGUGAGUGAGUGUUAUCGAUAACGAAACACUACAAAUUCUCAUGCAGAAACGCGAGCCGUUCCAGAUGACCUGGCUUCAGGCUCUCUCACCGUGAUGUUCUGGUGUUUCCUGAAGUUGUAACCAUGCGCUCACUAGGCACCUCAGUACAUGAGGGAGCAGGAACAUAUUGCAAAGCAAUUAUGGCGAUACCCGCUAUAGUGCAGCUCCAUUCUCUUUCUACUAUUCAAAGGAUUACCCUUUCUUGGGAUCAUUAGCUCGAAGCAUUUUUAACCUUUUGGCUAUAAGGUCUGAGCUCAGUGUACGGGUUAUUUUUGACGUAGCAGUUUCACAAUCUCCCGGACUGUUCCUCGACUUUCUUUGCUGGAGCCCUGACAUACGAAAAUGACAUAUCUUUUAAAAUAAACGUGCACUCGCAUUUGAACCAGAAUAUAAAGGGAAUGUAAAGGGAAAAGGAAUAUAAAGAGAACAUAAAGGGUGUAGGUACGUGGUGACACUCCAUGGCAGCCGUGCUAACUAUGCAGCACAUGAUUGCUCCAAAUGGCCAAUCACAGUGCGCCUCCGCCUAUAAUGUAGUCUGGGCAGUCUAUCGCCAAAUUCACAGAGAGAAGAGCGAGUGAUUUCUUGCCAUCUUUGAAAUGUAAAUGUAAAUUCCUCGCUGCGCACAGUGUUAUAAUAUUUGGCUCACAUGUUCACCGGAGCCUUAACCACCCAUUGGCAGCAUUUACUUGCCAUGUUUAAAUAGUGUUGCAGGGCCCCUUUAACGUGAGCCUGUUACAUCGUGUGUGCCUUUUUCCUUGCUCCGGUAGUUGAAAAUAAUCUGUCCUCUAUUGUGGCAUGUAUUAUAGACCUUCGGUGAACAGUACCACAGGUCGGAUUCAUGACAUCUGUGAUGACAUAAUUGACAGGAAAAAUAAAGGAGUAGAUACCAUAAAAACAAACUUAAAUGCCAGCACUAAAUGAACAGUUAUUAUGUGUAAUUACGUGGAGGGCAAUGUGCAAUCACUCCAUAGCUAGAUUCUCAGCAUGCAGUAGUCCCGAGUGUAUGCUUUGUAGUCUUCAUUAAACCACUGGAACAGUGCAUUGGAAUAAUAUCUGAAUUGUUUGCUGUUUAAUUUACACUGGUAUUGCAUUGGAAGAACUGGUACAGGAAAUUCCACUAAAGAACCUGUCCUAUUUUGCAUACACACUAGCCUGUUGGUGAACAAAAUUGGAAAAUUUAUGAGAAAACUGGGUAUUUUUAGUCCAGCGUGUUGCAUAACCAGUCAUGUGACUAGACUGAGCACUUGCACCGAUUCGUCAGUUGUUAGUCCUCAAGCUUGUUCUGCUUGACAAAUGUUGCCACUGCUUGCAUGAAGACACAUUCGUACUGUCUUCAUUCAUACUAAGCAUCUUAUUAUUAGGGUCAUGAUAAGUGGGCUCAACUGUACCACAACAUUUACAGCAACAUUCACUUUAAUUACAAAAUCAGCAUGUUUGAAUAAGUACUUGCAAUUGCCAUAUUUUUUAUUGUUACCCUGCCUUUAAAGGUUAAGAUAAUCUGUCCUUAUAUAGCAGAUACAAUGCGUGCCUUGGUAAUUAUUGUUGCUCUUUCUCUUUCAUACCUUUUACUUGAUGAAAUUGUGCAGAGCUCGCUGGAAGCUACAAAAAGCAUCUAUAUGGUUCAGGCAAAAUGGUGCAAUUUUUCAACUCGAACUUCAUGAAUAACUAAUAGGCCAUUUAAGUUAAUAUGGAGAGAUAUUCACUGGAAUAUGCUUGUAUUCUUUUUAUUAUUAUUGCUAUUAUUUGAACCUCUGCCUAUCAUGUUGCACUCUUUUCAAGUCUAUGAAUAUGCUGUAUCAGCUCUGCUUCAGUUUCGUGUUCUCAAAUUGUCUUCGCCCUUUUCUUCCCCCCUCUUUUGUAAUUUGUGGUCUUGAACUUGGGUUUGUGAAUGCUUAUUGAUUGAUUACAGCAUGUUGUAACUAACGACCGAGUUUGUAUGCAGUGAAUUAAUGUGACAAUUUUGUGUGCAAGAUAUUCAUGAAACCAUUCUUCAAUAGCAUUUUGGCAUAAAAGCUAAGGCUGGUGCAUGUUCAUUUUCUUUAACUAUCGUUCAAUAUGACUGGUGUUCAACCUGUUAAAAAAAGAACAAUCAGGAGGAGCUUAACAUAGUAAGCUGGUGCUCUUAUGUUGCAUGUUAUGCUACAGCACUUGAUCAUGUAAAAUCUUGUGCCUAGGCGAAUGUUAGCAUAUGGCAUUUCCAGCAUUGCAGUCAUUUUCACAAAGCCUCAAAGGUGCACAGCUUGCCGUGCGCAUCGCUAUUUCUGCUGAAGCAUGCAAAGGGCACAGUCAUAUGCUUUUGCAGCUAUCUACUGAAAAAAUUACCUUUGGUGCUGUACAGUUAUCACAAACUACAUACAUGACAUAUUUCUUAUGAAUACCAUGCAUGGUGCAUUAAUGUCAUUUUUCCUUUCGUCUCGCUUGUGCUAUGUACGUCCUGGCAAGCUUUGUACAUAUUACAAAGGCCAGUCUGAAAAGAAUUUUUUUCUUUUAGCAUAUGUUAUGCACAAAGCAAUGUAAAUAUAUUGCAAGAACUUAAAACUUACGGGGUAACUUCAGGUACUUUUCAGUGAAGCAUAUCCCAAAAUCAUAGCUUUAUUCUUUCAGAUGUUCUGGAAGUAGUAGUUGUGAUAAAGAAAAACACUUAUAUGGCUCUAACGAUGACAAGCAGCAAAACACAUGUCAGAAUAGUAAUACUAUAUAAUAAUAAAUAAAUAUAUAUACAUAUAUAUAUAUACUGCUUGUCAGUAUGUGUAUGUGAUAUAAAACUAACGUGCCCAAGAAUGAAAUGUCAGUGAAGUUUAUUGUUGAUGUCAUCUAGCGCAUGUCUUUUGCAUGUUUAUUUUGGUGAAGAAGAAGGAGUGGAGUGUUUGUGCUUUUGUGUUGCAUGUGUGUCUGUGUUGCCCCAUUGUUGCUGGCAUUCGCACGUCUUUAGUAGGUGCUUAUAGGAAAAGCUGAAUAGCAAGUCCUCAUGUAAGUGUUUACUGCCGUACUGAUGUGGGCCUUCAGCCAUUUUUAAUAUUGUUCAAGGCACAACAGUGAAUGUACAAUUUGUUUUCCAAAUGCAUUAUUAAAGGUGUACCUUGAGUUUUCAUCAGCA
Molecule: messenger RNA, 16641 nt
Organism: Rhipicephalus microplus (southern cattle tick)
Lineage: Eukaryota; Metazoa; Arthropoda; Arachnida; Ixodida; Ixodidae
Product: rap guanine nucleotide exchange factor 1
Biological process (GO): Ras protein signal transduction
Cellular component (GO): plasma membrane
Molecular function (GO): guanyl-nucleotide exchange factor activity
Source: RefSeq, a predicted model, not a curated record